Molecule: messenger RNA, 873 nt
Organism: Symbiodinium sp. CCMP2456
Lineage: Eukaryota; Dinophyceae; Suessiales; Symbiodiniaceae
Source: the annotation of a GenBank genome assembly
AUGGGCAGUGGUGCCUCCAAGGAGCCGGAAGCAGCCGACAGGUCAAAGACCGAAGGGAUCCCAGGCCUAGGUGAUCGCCUGAGCCCGUCCUUUCAGACCUUUCAGACCUUCCUUCCUUCGCCCCUGCAGCUGGCGUCCUACCCCUUAGUGGCGAACAACGUGAGGCUGCUCUGUGACGAGGAGGACCGCCUUCGGCCACGGGCCUCCUCUCUCACUGCGUCCUUUCGGCGCCUGCGCCACACGUACGGGUGUGAAGGCCUCCGCGGCCUCUUCCGCGGUGGCCACCUCUACAUGCUACACCAGGUGCUGCGUGAUGGUCUCCGGCGUGUGGUCGCGGGCCGAGAUCGAUGCCGCUCCUCGGCGUCGAGGUUGCUGAUGAAGUACGGCAUCGAUGUCGUUUGCUAUCCGAUCUUGCUGGCAUCAACUCGUGUGGUGAUGUUGAGGAAUGAGGAGAGCACUUGGCAGACUCUUUGCGGCUGGUGCCGGGAAGAAGGCGUUUUCUCCCUUUUCAGUGGGCUUCUGGCUUCACUUCUCUCUACGGCCUUCGAGGAGGCCAUGGACUUUGUGCUUGGGGCCUGCAUCGAUCAUGGAAGCGCGGAUGCGGCGGACAAGCUCGUCUUGAAGGCUUGUGGGAGCAGCGUGGUGUCAGUGUUUACUUCUCCCAUCAACUACGUCAGUGUCAUCCAGAGGUGCCAGUCGCCACGGCUGUCAGGCUUCGCGAGGCCGCGGCCUUUGCUUUGCAUCAUCCGAACCCUCCCCUGGCGAGGCUCCUUGAAUCAGCUGCUCCUCUUCUCCGGCAUCUUAGGCCUCAAUGUCAGGCUCAUCCAGUGGAAGAUCCAGCUCAAGGAGGAGGACCAAGAGCUGGAGGAGUGA